Messenger RNA from Struthio camelus australis, 2049 nucleotides. NCBI's taxonomy places the organism in Eukaryota, Metazoa, Chordata, Aves, Struthioniformes, Struthionidae. The record is from RefSeq and is a predicted model, not a curated record.
AUGACGGCUCUGAAACAUAACUUUUUUCUUUUCUCUCUCUCUCUCUCUGUCUCUGUCUCCAGAUUUCUGAGUCCCCUGAACAUGCUUAUUGGUGGUACUGUGGUGGUGCUGGUGUUCAUGGGGUUUGUGUGGGUAUCGCACAACAAGGAUAUACUCCGCAGGCUGAAGAAGCAGUACCCAACCACUUUUGUAGUGGUCAUUAUGCUGUCUAGCUACUUCUUGAUUUCCUACCUGGGAGAUGUCAUGGUGUUCAUGUUUGGGAUCACACUUCCUCUGCUCUUGAUGUUUGUCCAUGCUUCUCUGAGGCUCCGGAACAUAAAGAACAAACUGGAGAACAAAAUGGAAGGAAUAGGUUUGAAGAAGACCCCUAUGGGCAUCAUACUGGAUGCUCUAGAGCAGCAGGAAGAGAGUAUCAACAAACUGGCUGACUACAUAUCUAAAGUGAAGGAGUAAACAACUGUAACAUGGCAUUUUUACCUGAUGCAGGAGUGUAGUUGCAAUUUCCUAUUGUUCAAGCUUGCUUUCAGUUUGUGUACAAAGCAAGAAAUGCACAUGUGGCACAGAUUAAUACUUGCAGGAUACAGGUAUUCAGGGCUCCUCUAAAAAUAUAAGGAGAGUAACUUUUCUAUUGUAUAGCAAAAUGUUCUGGUGUUUACACAAAUACAUACUAACUUAAACCUAUUUGCUUGUCUCUCCUUGCUGGGGGAGGAGGGGGCAAGAGAUGGAAACCCUCUGGAAUGCAGUCUUUCCAAGUGUCUUUGUAGCAGAUUUGUCUGUUCAUAAGAGUAACACUUUCAUCUCAGCGCUCCAUGAUGGCCAUUCAGCCAGUUUAUUGCACUGUGCAGCACCUUUAAGCUGGCAGACUUCAAGGGGAGCUGGAACGUAUCAAAAGUAGGCAUCUCUUGCAUCCCUAAAACCCCUAAUUAAAGUGGUCUGUAGUGAGAUCAUGUUGUUAGCUCAAGUGGCAAACGGUGAAACUGCAACUCUUUUCUUGUAACGAGUAUGGGUUCUUGUUCUUACCUCGCAUUCCUCCUUUAGCAGUCUGAAACAGUCUAAAUAGAUUUAAGCAAUGGUACCACGCAUCUGUCGGUUCCAGUAAAAUGCACCUUUUUCUCUGAAAUCUUGAUUCUAUUGAGAUAUAUAGAAACAGCUCUUCAUAGGAGAGCCAGAACUUCCUCACGUAACACCUAAACGACAGCUAAACACAGGAAGAAAGAAUGUUUGCAGAUAACCUAGACUAGCUAGGAUUCUACCCUAUUGAUGUUUUUAAACACUGCUUCUUUAGGACUUACCUUGUUCUGCUUUAGUCUUAUAAGGCUGUUCUGUAGAUGAAGGUGUAUGUGUGUGGUGACUUUGUGUGUGGGUCUCUUUUUCUUAUUAGUUAGAAUGCAACGAUACAAGUUUAAAAAAUGCAUCUCACCAACUCUGUUCUUCUGGCACUCUUCAAAGGAAUAAACUGGAUUUCAGGUUUACAAGUAAAAGCAAUAAAUGUGAAGAUACAAUUUUUGAAAACCCAUUCCAAAUUCAUUAAGAUAGCUGCCUGCAACAACUCUUGAAAUUGGGGUGUGUGUGGGGGGGACUCUUUUUUCCCUACCCCCUUUUUUUAAAUACAUAUUUUAACUGCCAGCUUUGAUGGAAUUCUGUCUUGAUAAUAGGUACCAAAAAUAAGGGGGGAAAAUUUCCAGCUGACACUCCAUUUCAAAUAUUCUUGCCUUUCUCCUUUCUAAAAAAGGAAUAGUUUCAUCAACAGUAAAGCAAAUAUCCUUACAUUUGAAGCUUUUAUGUAACUUGCCCAUGCUGUUUUUCAUAGUGGAGUAUGUAGAAAUCUGAAAAUGUCAUUCCAUUUAAGUGUUAUAAAGUGAACAGUAUUUAUUGAAAAUGUCUGUAUAUUCCAGCUCAAGGUUCAAUGGCCUAUUCCUCACUUGUAGCGCAUGGUCUUUGUUUUAUGAAACCUGUUACCGCACUUAAAGAAGGUAGUAGCCUAUGACUCCAUCAUACUGUUGAAUUUUAAACCGCACAGUUAUGAAGAAAAAUAAACUCUAAUGGUGA